GCCUCCGCCCAGCCGGCAACGCGCCUGCACGCAGGGCACAGCGCUGCCGCCUGCCUCUCCUGCCUCCUACAGCUCUCCCUGCUCGCUCUUUCUCAGGCCAAGCUGCUCCUGCCCCCAGCUGCUUGCCCGUGCACAGAGAGGAGCAGGAAGCCCUCGCGUGCAUCCAGGCCUUUCUCACGGGCCCAACAAGGGAAGAAGCCCACAAGAUGAAGUUUUUGGCCUCUCUCUGCACUCUCAGCCGCUUGGCCGGCGCCCAGAGCCGUGGCCAAGGCAGCCCUGCUGGCAGAGCCGCCCAGGCUCGCAGCGGGCCUGGGGCCACGGCCACGGCCAUGCUCUCCAAGGCCAGCACUUUGAGGAAGGUGCUCUGGGAGCUGCUCAGCAUGCUGGAGGAGCGGCCACUGCGCAAACCAUUUCUCACCACCAGGGACAGCACUCGCGUCCUUGCCCUGGCCGCAACCAGGGCGCUCUGUGAGCUCCUUCAGCAGUGCAGCCGCUCGCAGGAGGUGAAGGCCUUUUUCUCCCGCCUCUGCCUGGCCCUGCUCUUCCAGAUUGCCUUCACGGCAGAGCUCACGCCGCAAGACCUUGCUGUCUUCCGGAGGCAAUGCCACCGAUGGGACCCGUGCACUCCCACCAGCCCUGUCAGCUCUGCAGUGCAGACCCUGGAGUCUCUUUUCUGCUGCGCUGGCUACGAGCAUCAAGCCCUGCUCAUCAGGCAGCAGGGUGGCUGGCACAUGCUUCUCAGCGCUGAGGCCCUGCACUUGGGAGUCAUUGUAGUGGCCAGAGAGCUAAGGAAGAGCCCAGCUCCUGAGCAGCGCUGGAUGUUGAACCAGCUGGUAGCGCUACUCGAGAGGGAGGACGAGUUUCGGGAGAUCCCGGCCAUGGCCUUCUUCAGUGAGGUAGGCCUGAUGACAGGCGGUGCCAGUUGCCACUUGCCAGCACUGGUGCCAGUUCUCUGUAGUCAAUUGCUCGUCCAAGGCAGGAGGAGAAGAGGCUGCAGAGGGUCCAGAGGGCAGAGGAGCAGGUGGGCAGGUGUGCCCUGGGGCACAGGAAAAGGGCUGCGGGGUCCCGCAGGCUCUCUGUGGUCACAGCUGCCGGCAGGAGGGGUUUUGUGUGGCCUUGCAGGCCUUGCCCAGAGCUGUCAGUGGGCUCCAGCACGGCGUCAGGGGGCGGGCAGUGCCGCAGGCCUUGUCCGUCUCUCAGUGCCGUGUGUGUUUCAGCUUUCUCGUGGGCGGGCCUCUCGGGAAACCCUCCUGCAAGCAGCACAACUUCUGCAGUGGGAGCAGCUCCGGCACCUGGCCAAAACAGGGCAGACGGGGAAGAUCAGCGAGUGCAUGCUGGCCCGGUACAGGAGCAGGGCAGAGGACUACGUGGGCCAGAGCCUACCGUUCCUGCAGGACCCCCAGGCAUCGUUGCGAGAGGCGGCCGUGAGGUUCAUCGCCCUUCAGCCCCUCCAGAACGACAGCCAUCCCUGCGUCAGUGCCCUGGCAACACAGACCAUCCUGAUGCUGAGGCCUCCACAGGAAAACUCCCCGUCAGCAUUUAGCCUACGAGCCCUGCGCUCUCGGCUCCGCAGAAGCUGGGUGAUGUGGCACGUGCUUCUGGGCUGUUGCUCGGUUGGAGCAGAGCUAGAGCAGCAAUGCUGACGCUGGCGUGC
Messenger RNA from Struthio camelus australis, 1654 nucleotides. The record is from RefSeq and is a predicted model, not a curated record. NCBI's taxonomy places the organism in Eukaryota, Metazoa, Chordata, Aves, Struthioniformes, Struthionidae.